AUGGCUAUCCAGUCCAAGGCCACCCCAAUCGGGCCGUGGGGAAAGGCGACAGCUGGCGCCUCGGGCGCUGUCCUGGCUAAUGCCCUCGUAUACCCGCUGGACAUAGUCAAGACCCGCCUUCAGGUCCAAGAAAAACGCAAGCCUGGUGAACCCUCCGCCCCUGACUCCUCUCCACACUACGACUCGACCUGGGACGCAAUCACCAAGAUCGUCGAUGAAGAUGGCCUCGCGGGCCUAUAUGCGGGCAUAUCAGGAUCCCUCCUCGGCGUUGCGAGCACCAACUUUGCCUACUUCUUCUGGUACCAGACCGUGCGGGACCUAUACUUUAAGGGCGCCAAGUCCGCGGCGCCGCCGUCGACCGCCGUGGAGCUGAGCCUGGGUGCCGUCGCAGGUGCCCUGGCCCAGCUGUUCACCAUCCCCGUCGCCGUCGUUACCACACGCCAGCAGACGCAGAGCAAGACCGAGAGGAAAGGGAUGCUGGAUACCGCACGGGAGGUCAUUGAUGGUGAGGACGGCAUCACGGGGUUGUGGAGGGGUCUGCGGGCCAGCCUGGUGCUGGUGGUGAACCCGAGCAUCACCUAUGGGGCGUACGAGAGGUUAAAGCCGUUGUUGUUCCCUGGCCAAGUGCUGAAGCCGUGGCAGGCCUUUGUUCUCGGUGCGCUGUCCAAGGCUCUCGCCACGAUAGCGACGCAGCCCCUGAUUGUUGCCAAGGUCGGAUUGCAGUCGAAGCCUCCUCCGUCCAGGCAGGGCAAGCCUUUUAAGAGCUUUGGUGAGGUGAUGAGGUUUAUUUAUGAGAACGAGGGGCCUCUCGGCCUGUUCAAGGGCAUCGGUCCGCAGAUCUUGAAGGGUAUCUUGGUACAGGGCAUCCUGAUGAUGGCCAAGGAACGUGUGGAACUUCUCUUUAUUCUCUUCCUCCGAUACAUACAGAAGCUUCGGUCACAGCACUUGGCAGCGGCGUCCAAGUUGGCUGCACAGAGCAGUCUCACGUCUCGGGUAGCCGUGAAGUAG
This is a messenger RNA of Cryphonectria parasitica EP155, 1008 nucleotides long. RefSeq names its product mitochondrial carrier. Lineage: Eukaryota; Fungi; Ascomycota; Sordariomycetes; Diaporthales; Cryphonectriaceae. The transcript has 4 exons. Gene Ontology annotation, biological process: transmembrane transport. Bases 1 to 1008 code for a protein of 335 amino acids. The record is from RefSeq and is a predicted model, not a curated record.